Molecule: messenger RNA, 2567 nt
Organism: Paramacrobiotus metropolitanus
Lineage: Eukaryota; Metazoa; Tardigrada; Eutardigrada; Parachela; Macrobiotidae
Exons: 7
Coding region: 148-2097 (649 amino acids)
Biological process (GO): regulation of cell cycle; regulation of transcription by RNA polymerase II
Cellular component (GO): transcription regulator complex; nucleus
Molecular function (GO): RNA polymerase II transcription regulatory region sequence-specific DNA binding; DNA-binding transcription factor activity, RNA polymerase II-specific
Source: RefSeq, a predicted model, not a curated record
UUCUAACCGCGUUCCACACUGUGGCAGACACGCUGCAGCGAGUUCUUGGUAUUCUGUGAUUUACUGAUAAGCAAAUCUUCCAUCCCUUCCUAAUAUUUGUUUUGAAUGAUAUUCUUCAAUAAUCUGUCCUGCUGUUAAUUGAAGAAGAUGCAGGCUAGCCAGCCUAUUCAGGCCAAACCACAGGUGAGCAAUGGUCCGGUGGCGGCCGGAGGACCGGUGACGACGCCGUCGACAUCCGCGGCCAUCCCCACCCCGCCGCCGCCUGGCCCGGUGGUCACCCCGCUGAAACCGAUUAUCAGCACGGUGGGCAAUGCCCCGGUGGGCAGCAAGGGCGUCUCGGUGGUGACGCUGAGCGCGGAACGGCCCAGGAACCCCGGCGGCCAAGUCAGCCCGCUGACGGCCUUCGUCACGAAAACAGGCGCGGGCGUGGCGCGCGUCACGACGCCUCACGGCAUAGUAGGGCCCACGGGGGGACAGAUCCGGCCGGGGAUCACCACCAAGGUCCAGUUCCCGCAAAAGGUUUUGAAUUUAUCCGGCGCCACCUUCCCCGCUGGCUACAAGCUGUCCCCCCUGACCUUCAAUAUCGCCACUAGCGCCAACGGGAAGAGCGGCGUGGUCCCGCUGGUCCUGGCCACCUCCUCCUCCGGGAACACCGUCUCCCUGGUCCCCGCGGGGAGUGCCGCCGCCUUAACCGCGGCGGGCGAUGAGCCAGCGAAAAAGCGGCCGCGUCUGGAAGGCCCCAUCGCCACGCUGCGCACGACCGCCGGCGGGACGGUGGGCAAGGCGCCCGAUCCCAAUAGUGCGGCGGCCAAACGCCGACGGCGCACCACCGAGGACGGCGUCAAAGGGCUGCGGUAUUUUGCCACCAAAGUCUGUGAUAAAGUCCGCGAGAAAAAUCUGACCACGUACAAUUCCGUGGCGGAGGAUCUCGUGCAGGAGUAUUCGGAUCCCAAUCCGACAUCGAAGUCGCGCGACGAGAUCGCCUGCGAGCAGAAGAACAUUCGCCGGCGGGUGUACGACGCCCUGAACGUCCUGAUGGCCAUCAACGUCAUCCAGAAGGAGCGCAAGCAGAUCCGCUGGGUGGGCUUGCCGCGCUCGUUGAGUGAGGCCGGGGUGCUGAAGAAGGACAGUCUGACGGAGCGGCGCCGGCAGCUGGGACAUUUGCGACAGCGUCUCUUCCAGUCCUCCCUGCAGUAUGUGGCGUUGAAGGAGCUGGCCGAGUCCAAUAAACGCCAGAAGGAGGAGAAACUGGCCCGGCUCAUCCAGGAACAGAAGGCGCAGCCGAAUAACCGGCGCCUGGCCGUGACGCCUGAGCUGCUGGCGCUGGAGGAUCCCACGCAGCGCAUCGAGCUGCCGUUCCUCUUCCUGACGUGCGGCUCGAAAUGCGACAUUGAGUGCUCGGUGAGCGGGGACGCCAAGGAGUACGAGCUGCGCUUCUCCGAGCCCUUCCAGAUUAUCGAGGACGCCGAGAUUAUCCGUCAUUCGCCUCUGAUCAAGGCCGUUGACAGCGGCACGCACAACGCGGCACAACUGCAGCACACCAUCGAACAGCUGCCCGAGUUUAUGCGCCCGCGCUUCGCCGCGCUUUUAUCUGAGCAUCGCGAGCGGGUGCGGAAGCUAGAGGACACGAAGAAGGCUCAGCUGGCCAUAAAAGCCGCGGCGGAAGCGGAGCGCGCCCGUCACGAGGCGGAGCGCCGGCGUCAAGCGUUGUUGCGCGCCGCCACCACCGUCCCGCCGCCGUCCAACUCCUUCCUGGCCCUGGCAGCGGCGCCCUCCGCGUCCGGGUCACUGCUGCGCGCCGCCACGGUCGUCCCGGCCCCUAUCGCCCCGGCUCCCAGUGCGGCGCCCGAGGGGGCGGCGGCCCCGGAGGAGGCCGUCCCGGAGGCGCAAUCCGCGCAGGUGGCGGCCCUGCACAGCGGCUCCCCGGUGUGCCUCAAGUCCAAGUACUACAUGGAGGUCUCGGCGGCCCCCCUGCCCCCCGACAUGAACACCUUCAUGGCCGCGCCCGCCCUGGCGCCUCUCCCGGAGACGGCCACGUUGAGCACGGUGGAGACGGAGACGGGGAUUCUGAGUAUUAGCGCCGUGGAGUGCACCUGAGCGCCGGUGUGGCGAUGACGUUUUAAGCGGAGCUCCACGAAUGAUCUUCCCGUAGUCUACACAAAGCAUUUUUUUUCGCGGACGGCCGGCAUUUUGGCGAAGAUAAAUUUUGAUGUUAAUUUGGUCUGAUGUUUUUCUGGGUAUUCGUUGCGAAGAUGUUCAAGAAUUUACUAGAUAACGUUGUUUUUCUGUUUGUGCGAUGUUGUGCUCUGUUUUCUGAUUGUUUCUGUUUUCUGGUUGUGUAUCUCACGGCGGAAAGGUUACUGGAUGUCGCCUGUGUUUAUUAACGCAUUUUUCAUCCGUUUGUUGCUGCCCAUUACUUCGUUAACAUUGGUGUGUGAUUUUCGCCGAAUUUCUGCUGGGAGACUGCCGGUUGGAUGUUUUUCCAGGUUAUUUGUUUCUCUUUUUCAUCAUUAGAGUAUUUUUCUUCGGUCUGAUGUUGAACUGUUGUAAUAAAGCGGAUGCGUCUG